Suhomyces tanzawaensis NRRL Y-17324 is the source of this 1428-nucleotide messenger RNA. It is a transcript of the gene CDC7, whose product is annotated as serine/threonine protein kinase. Gene Ontology annotation, molecular function: ATP binding; protein serine/threonine kinase activity. Gene Ontology annotation, cellular component: nucleus. Gene Ontology annotation, biological process: protein phosphorylation; mitotic DNA damage checkpoint signaling. The transcript has a single exon. The record is from RefSeq and is a predicted model, not a curated record. The coding region runs from base 1 to 1428 and encodes 475 amino acids. NCBI's taxonomy places the organism in Eukaryota, Fungi, Ascomycota, Pichiomycetes, Serinales, Debaryomycetaceae.
AUGCCCCCACCAAAUCCAGCAUCCAGUGAUGUGAACUCUGGAACUGCAACGGCAAACAAAACCAUCCAACCGGUGGAAGAGGCCGAGUGCGAAGAAAACGACCUCAAGGAGGAGUUCGAGGAGGAUGAAGUCUCCUUGGAAGUGCUUGAAGACAUGAGUCGGUUGGAGAAGUGCUUCCCGGAAUUGGGUAUUCACUAUCGUCUCAUAGAUAAAAUUGGCGAAGGAACAUUCUCGACCGUGUACAAAGCUGAGUGUGUCACAGGAACUAUCAGGCUAGACACAGAGGUAUGGAAAUCCCCCCCUUUGAAGAAAAAUAGAGGCAAUAAGGUGCCAAAACAAAAGAAUGCAUUAGUGGCUUUAAAACAAAUAUAUGUGACAUCCUCACCUAACAGAAUUCAUAACGAGCUCAACCUCCUUUACAUGUUAUCAGGAAAUUCUCAUGUUGCUCCUUUGUUGGAUGUUUUGAGGUAUCAAGACCAAGUUUUAGCUAUUCUUCCGUACUACCAGCAUGCUGAUUUUCGUGAUUUUUAUCGGGAUUUACCGAUCAAGGGAAUCAAAAAGUAUUUGUGGGAAAUGUUCCAUGCCUUGGACUUCAUUCAUGAAAAGGGCGUCAUGCAUCGGGAUUUGAAACCAACUAAUUUCUUGUAUGAUCCAUUCAAAGGACGUGGUGUUUUGGUGGAUUUCGGGCUAGCUGAGAAAGAAGUUAAAACAACAUCGAAAAUUUCGAAUGCUUGCCCUUGCAUAUCCACUGAGAAGGUAUUGGUAAACAGAAACAUAUCGAAACGACAAAAUAUUAAAGGUGCAUAUCCAAAGCAAGAUCAAAGGCCACCUAGACGUGCAAAUAGAGCGGGUACUAGAGGAUUUAGGGCACCGGAAGUCCUCUUUAAAUGCACAAACCAAACUACAAAGAUUGAUAUAUGGUCUGCCGGUACCAUAGCGUUCUCCUUGCUAUCUAGGAAGUUUCCCUUGUUUAACUCACCAGACGAUACUGAUGCCCUCUUGGAAAUGGCAUUAAUAUUCGGUAGUGACAUGAUGAAAAAAUGUGCAGAAUUACAUGGAUGUGGCUUGGAAAUUAACCUUUCAAACUCUUCGAUUUCAACCAGCUGUAAUUUGGUGCAGACAUUAAAUGAUUUCCUCAAAUUUGAAAAUGAGAAUGGUUGUUUUCCUCCUGAUAGUGUGGUUUUAGAUACGAUAAAAUUGUUCAGCGAGAAAGGUGAUAAGUUCGUCAAACCAAUAUUUGAAGAGGGUGCCGAUUACGAAGCAUUCAAACAGGAACUAGAGAAUUACAAUGAUCAUAAAUUCAUCAUGGAAGUAUUGCUGGCUGCAUUACAGAUUAAUCCUUCAAAACGGUUAUCAGCUAAAGAAAUCUUAACAUUGCCAUUCUUUCAGGAAGUUAAUAAUGAACAUGACGACGUGGUUCUAUUAUGA